UCACCUCUGUUUCGUUCCGCGAACUGUGUAGAUACACUGCGCCAGCGCCAUAAAAUCAGUUCCGCGUGGAUUCCGUGAUGUAGGAUACAAAUCAAAACUUCUACGACACACGAUUAUGCAAUGAAAGAUAUAUAAAGGCCCUGGAAUCAAAACAAAGCCCUCUCGGAAUUACACAUUUCCUCAACUGUUACCAACCUUCUCAGCAAUCCACAACUUUUAUCAUGGCAGACCGUAGCGUCAAAGCACCGGGAGUUCCUUUGGACAGCAUUCUGUACUAUAUGCCGUCCUUCGGCGGGAAUAUAGUAAUUGGCACCUUAUUCGAGGUAGUAGCAAUCUUUAUUUUCAUCAACUUGAUCUUGCGUCGUGAUUUGUGGGGAUUAUGUCUACCUAUCGGCGCACUUUGUCAGGGAUUAGGAUUCUUCCUACGUGUUCCGCUGCGAAACAAUCCUGGCAGUCUCGGAUUGUACAUCGUUAUGGACUUUUUCGUCGUUCUUUCGCCCGCAUGUUAUUUCGCAUUCAACUACAUCUGGUUCGGCCGUCUAGUCCAACGAAUUGAAGAGCAUAUGAACUUCAAUUUGAACCGUAAGCAUAUCACUUUUCUUCCACCAAAGAAGUUUGGAAAGAUUUUCAUCAUUUCAGACGUUACCACUUUUUUCAUUCAAGCUGCUGGUGGGGGCUUACAGGCAAGUCCAAGCUCAAAAUCACUUGGAUCGGUGAUCUUUUUGAUUGGUAUCAUUGCUCAAUUUGCAUCUUACAUCUUUUUCCUCAUCUUGAGCUUGCCGUUUGUGCGCUCUUUGAGAGGAAAUAGUUUUGACAAUUAUGCUAGACAACGAAUUUCUCAGCUCCUGCCAGUCCUCUACUUCUCUUCUUUUUGGAUUAUUGUCCGUUGCGUAUACCGUACUGUUGAGCUUGCACAAGGGUAUGGAGGAUACUUGUCCCGAAAUGAAGCCUGGCUUUUCGGUUUGGAUGCCGCGCCACUUUUACUCUCCAUCGGUGUCUAUAUUUUCGCCUGGCCUUCCGCAUUUGUUGAACUCAAAACAUCGCCAUAUGCCAAAUCGAAGAGUGUACCUUGGGAAAUGGGAUCAAAGUCUGUGCAGCUUCAGUGGAAUGAGAAUACUCGCUUAAAUAGCACGGACUCAGAGCAAGGCUUUACUUAUCCUAUGCAACAAAAAGAUCAAGACGAAAAAACGAACUUCAUCCAAUAAAGCACAAAUUAUAAAGAAUCACAUUUCGUUAUCAUUAGACUGGUUUUGGAGCAUUUUGUG
This is a messenger RNA of Meira miltonrushii, 1265 nucleotides long. RefSeq lists its product as uncharacterized. Gene Ontology annotation, cellular component: fungal-type vacuole; plasma membrane. Bases 222 to 1205 code for a protein of 327 amino acids. The transcript is spliced from 4 exons. NCBI's taxonomy places the organism in Eukaryota, Fungi, Basidiomycota, Exobasidiomycetes, Exobasidiales, Brachybasidiaceae. The record is from RefSeq and is a predicted model, not a curated record.